Messenger RNA from Clonostachys solani, 1395 nucleotides. The record is from the annotation of a GenBank genome assembly. NCBI's taxonomy places the organism in Eukaryota, Fungi, Ascomycota, Sordariomycetes, Hypocreales, Bionectriaceae.
AUGACUGGAGUUCCGAAGUCGCGUGCUUGUGCGCCAUGCAAAGCACGGAGAACAAAGUGCUUUAGGAAGAGACAAAAGUGUCCUGGACCUUCUUCAUUACUCAAGUUUAUCAACAUCAAUACUAGCCAGCAACCUCGGCGUCGCCAAACUACACAGCCCAGGUCGGCUUUACUAUCACCUACUGACCUGGUGGCCGGUCGCUUGGUGCAUCAUAUCGAUGGCGCCAAGGAGCGGAUGGUCAUCCACAUUGAACCCUUCAAAUACUUGCCGGCGCGUCUGGGGGAUAGUGCUUGUCUCCUUGAUGCUUCCGCACUGCUCUGCAACGUCUGGGAUAUAUACCGGCGUAAUGAGAAGAAGGUUCCCUUGUCCCAUAUACCGGCUUACGGGAAAGCAAUCCACAGCUUGGCUCGUACUCUAGAAAGUGACAACGCUUACACAGUUGACACACUGGCAGCUGUUACAGUCAUACAACAGGCAGAACUCUACUUUGAUCACGGAAAUUCACGGCUUCAACACGAAAAAGGCUUCGUGGCUCUGCUCUCUGGAAUCGGACCUCCUAAACCCGGGGAUAAGCUUCAUGCUCGUCUUGGUAUGGCGGCGUAUGUUCUCCUACUACCACAUUGGAUCGCCUUGGGUGGUGGGACUAACGUCUUCGAUACUCCCGAAUGGAUCAGUGCCUUCGCAGGCUCUGUGGCAGAUUAUCUCAACGCCGAAAACCUAAAGCCUUUCCUAGAGGAUGGGUUUGUGUUUUACAACACCUUGUGUGCGCGUCUACCGCAAAUUCUUCAGGCCACCAAAGCCGCUAGUGCAUUUCGCCUCGGGCUUACCACGCCAAGACCAUACGAUGUCACCAGACUUCUCCAAGGACUCGCUGAUAAGUCAGAGCAAGCAUGUUCUGAAUUUCUUGGAAAAAUGAAAGAAAAUGGUCUCCUGAAAGAGGAGGAGGAUCCGGAGUCUCCAUUUGGGUUGAAAUAUUGGGUCCCAACUCCCUUCUCCUCCCAGUUUCUCCUCGGCCUACUCACCGCUCGCUUGAUAAUCCUUCUCGCGAAUCUCAAGUGGAAUGCAAUUCACGGGAAUAGCGAAGAGGCAGCCGCUUUGUUUGCUACCCUGAGGACAGCGUGCUUCACAAUCUGGAGGUUCAUCCCAUUUCUUCGGGACCAUGACUUGCUCACUGUGCCACUCCCCUGGCAAUCAAUAAGCUCGACCUUUGCAUUCGCCAAUACACGAGAGAAGGACUACAUGCUUGGUGUAUUUGAAGAACUAGACCUAUUCCAGAGAACAGAUAACGAUAGAAGAAAGGUUCCGAGAAGCCGAGCCUCGAUAGAGAAAGAAAUCAAUCAGCACGCUGGAUUUAUGUCCAUGCAACAAUCGCCGAGUAUUCCGCAGGAGACUUAA